Messenger RNA from Salvia splendens (bonfire salvia), 1300 nucleotides. RefSeq names its product dnAJ-like protein slr0093. Gene Ontology annotation, cellular component: cytoplasm; nucleus. The record is from RefSeq and is a predicted model, not a curated record. The coding region runs from base 383 to 814 and encodes 143 amino acids. The transcript has 6 exons. NCBI's taxonomy places the organism in Eukaryota, Viridiplantae, Streptophyta, Magnoliopsida, Lamiales, Lamiaceae.
GAGACGCGACGCCAGAGGUUCAAACAAAUUUGGUCAAAAAUAGAGAAGAUGAUGAAUUGGAAUUGGAAUUGGAAUUGGAAUUGGGAAUUGGGAAUAUGGUAAAUUUGAAAACCGUAGUAAAUGUAUAUAUGUUGAUGGGUGUUGUGACUGAAGAAGCAAAAGCAAUGCAUCCUUUGUUCUUCUUCUUCUUCUUCUCCGAUCCAUAUCCAUUUGAAGUCUGCAAUCAAUAUCUUUAUUCGAAGCCCAACUCUUCCAAAUAUCGGAAACCCGGUUGUGGCGAUUAGAGCUCCACGAAAACCAGAAAUCCCCAAAUUCAAAAUUCAUCUUUUCCUUCUUCCAUGAAACGAAAUUAUGAAUCUUUCUCCAUCUAAUAAUCUAUCUUAUGGAUUCCAAUUCCAAUCUCAAACCCCCUACCCCUACUUACAAGGAUUACUACACGAUCUUACAAGUCGAUUAUGAUGCAACUGACCACAACAUCCGCCUCAAUUACCGCAAGCUCGCCUUGAAGUGGCAUCCUGACAAGCACAAGGGUGAUGCUGCUGCUACCUCUAUAUUUCAAGAAAUUAAUGAAGCUUAUUCUGUGUUAAGUGAUCCAGAUAAGAGACUUGAAUAUGAUUUGAAUGGAAAUUAUGAGAUCGACAAGUAUACUCUACGGGAAUAUUUAGCCAGAUUCAAAGGAAUGAUACUCACUUGUAAUGGUCUUGGUAUGACCCAAGUCCCAAACAUCAAAAUGCCUAUUGCAGUAGUUGUAGUACUAUAUUAUGGUGGUCUUGGAAAUGUAUGUGCAAGACAGUCUGUUCAUUCACUUUCGUAAGUUUGCUGUGAUUUGAUAAUGAUGUUCGUACGUUUCAUGUGAUCCACCCGUGCAUAGUUCUUUCGUCCCCAUGAGUGAGCAAAGCUAGAGCCUAGAGACAGUAAUUGUAACGAUAAUGAAUUUUCUGUCUUAAUGACAAGCCGAAAGGAUCGAGUAUAAAGUGCUAAUAAAUACAUAAUAUAUGAUUUAUGUUUACAUUUUGCAGCUUGGCAUUUCUGGUUGAUGAAAACUGUAAGUGGUUUGUGUUUAUUUUUGUUGAUUGUGCAGGUCACAGGCACUAAUGGAACUCAAUGAUUUAAAGGAAAAUUGAGGUUUGGAGGGAGUCAUUUUAUUUAUUCACAUCUCUCCAUCUCAAUAUUCUUGUCUGUCAACAUUCAGAGAUGAGACAAAUAUUUGUAUCAUGUUGUCAAGUAAAGUAGUGCAGAAAACAUGUUGAAAAACAUCAUUUCGUGUUCAUACUAGUUAUGCAGGCCUAAUCUUGUGGUA